AUGCUCAUGCCAGCGUCUAUUCAAGAAUGGCUGCCCGAACAGCAUUUGGCCCGCUUCGUCGUAGAAAUCGUAGACCAGCUUGAUCUGAGCGAAAUCACGAGCCAAUACGGAGGUGGCGGCAAGCACGCCUAUCAUCCGGCGCUGCUGGUGGCGCUGUUGUUCUACGGCUACGCGACGGGAGUGUUCUCCAGCCGCAAGCUGGAGCAAGCGACCUACGAUUCGGUGGCAUUCCGUACAUCAGCGCCGACCGGCAUCCGGACCAUGACACGAUAG
This is a messenger RNA of Geodia barretti, 273 nucleotides long. Lineage: Eukaryota; Metazoa; Porifera; Demospongiae; Tetractinellida; Geodiidae. The record is from the annotation of a GenBank genome assembly.